Paramisgurnus dabryanus is the source of this 4666-nucleotide messenger RNA. RefSeq names its product glypican 4 (gene gpc4). The record is from RefSeq and is a predicted model, not a curated record. Gene Ontology annotation, cellular component: plasma membrane; cell surface; extracellular region. Gene Ontology annotation, molecular function: protein binding. Gene Ontology annotation, biological process: regulation of protein localization to membrane; regulation of signal transduction; cell migration. Lineage: Eukaryota; Metazoa; Chordata; Actinopteri; Cypriniformes; Cobitidae.
GGAACUCAGUUGCGUGCUCGCGCAGCCCUGACUCUGUACUGAGAUCUCGCAGCGCGCACGACUCCUCGAUUCUCACUCAGCGUCCCGACUCCACACCAGCGCGAGAGUGGGAGAAAACUUUUCCAAAACUUUUCUUGUCGCCAUUAUCUCGCGUUUUUCUCCACCGAUGCAACGGCUUUGCGGAUCUCAAACGAAGAAACGGGUUAAGAAGGAAACUUGCCGCUCGGUUUGAUCAUGCGUGCGCGUGUGUAGCGCUUUUUGUUUUUCUUUGAAAAGUCUGAACGUUUGACGAACAGCAUAAACUAUUGACCAUUUUACCUCGUAUUUUAUUUCCCUUUGGUCACUUUUUUAACACGCUUUACGGGAGUGUUUCGCUCGCUGCUCUGUACAAAGGCCGGUUUUUAUUGCUCAAGAAAAAAUCAGUUCGCCAGACCCGAGAGGUGAAGUUAAACACUGCGCGUCUCCAUGAGGAAAUCUGAAGUGGGAAUUCAAGAGAUUUUGUGACUUCGUUUCUCUUUUCUUUUUUAUUUAUUUUAUUUUUUCUUGGUGCUACUCUUUUGCUCAAAGUAGUCAACGAUGAAGAUGAUGGUUUUAUUUACUGUAUGUCUGUCGGUGGUGGUUUUGGUGUCGGCUCAGGCUGAGCAGAAGUUAAAGAACUGCAAUGAAGUCAGAACUGCAUACAGCUCCAAAGGUUUCAACGUCAACGAUGUUCCCAACAAAGGAGUACAUGGAGCCCAUCUGAAGGUUUGUCCUCAAGGUUACUCCUGCUGUACUUUAGAAAUGGAGGAGAAGUUGAGUCAGCUGAGCCGGCUGGACCUCAAAGCCCCCGUCCAACAGCUCAGCGUCAACCUGCAGAGCACCUUCACCCAAAGACAUCGUCACUUUGACCAGUUCUUUAGAGAGCUGUUGACCAAUGCCGAGAAAUCCCUUCACGACAUGUUCGUGCGGACCUACGGCUUAAUGUACGUGAAGAACGCUGAGCUCUUCAAGCACUUCUUCAAAGAGCUGGGGCGCUACUAUGCCCACGGCAGCAGUGCUGUCAACCUGGAAGACAUGUUGGCGGAGUUCUGGACGGAGCUCCUGGAGCGCAUGUUCCGAUUGGUCAACGUGCAGUACGAGUUCAAUGACUCGUACAUGGACUGCGUCAGCAGACACAUGGAGCAGCUCAAGCCCUUCGGCGACGUCCCACGCAAGCUCCGUCUGCAGCUCACGCGUUCCUUCAUCGCGGUUCGUACAUUCACCCGCGGCCUGGCACUCAUGCCCGAGGUGGUGGGCAAAGUCUCCCUGGUAAGCUCUUCUCCGAGCUGCGUGCGUGCGGCCAUGAAGAUGUUAUACUGUCCGUAUUGCACUGGCCAGGUGGCAUUAAAGCCCUGCAAGAACUACUGCCUCAAUGUCAUGCGUGGCUGCUUGGCCAAUCAGGCGGACCUGGACACCGAAUGGAAUAACUUCCUGGAUUCCAUGCUGGGUCUGGCUGAGAGACUAGAGGGGCCGUUUAACUUCGAGUCCGUCAUGGAUCCCAUAGACGUGAAGAUUUCCGAUGCCAUUAUGAACAUGCAGGAAAACAGCAUACAGGUCUCUCAAAAGGUGUUCCAAGGUUGUGGGCAACCUAAGCCCAACAUGGCUUUCCGAUCAAAGCGCUCCCCACCGAAAGACUCCGGGUUCCCCGGGCGUUUCCGACCAUACAGCCCCGAAGCCAGGCCGACUACUGCAGCUGGCACCAGUUUGGACCGAUUGUUGACAGAUGCCAAAAAGAAGUUAAAACAUGCCAAAAAGUUCUGGUCCACACUUCCAGACACAGUCUGUGUUGGAGAGAGGGUCUCCCAAGGGGAUGAAUGCUGGAACGGCACGGCCAAAAGCAGGUACGAAUCUAUUGUCAUGGGCAACGGCUUAGCCAAUCAAGUGUCUAAUCCUGAUGUGGAAGUUGAUAUCACCAAACCAGACAUGGUGAUUCGUCGACAGAUCGCAGUUUUGAAAGAAAUGACCAGCUGGCUUAAAGCUGCCUACACUGGCACGGACAUCUCAGUUGGCACUGACGACACGGACAGUAGCGGAGAGGAAAGCGGAAGUGGAUGCACCUCGCCCUCUUGCGACGGCGAUGGAGACAUCUAUUUCUCCACCCCAUCGCCCAUAAACCCGAAAAUUGAGAAGGUUAAUAAAAACCUUCCACCUUCUAGCCCAGGAACCCAGUUGGCACCCUGCAGCCUGGCGCUGGCAGCCGCAUCCCUCCUGUUGGCCUUGCUCACCCUCCACGCGAGAUAAGAGCGGCCAAAUGAGAAAGAGGAUGAGUGUUUGUAACAAUUUGAAAGAGAGAGCAGAAAAGUGCUAUAGGACAUUACAAAGACUGCUUUCAGGAUCUGCCUCUGCCUGCCAUCUUGAGAAGACACUCGAGUUAUUAAUAUUCAAAUAACUUUACUUCAACGUAUUUUUGUUUGUUUAUGAGAACGGACUUCAAUGUAUGUACAGCUAUAAGUUUCAUGCAGCGCUACGCUCCCUUGUGUUCAAUCUUUUUUACGUUCGUAAUAGAUGCUCAUUGUGAUCGCUCAUUUCAUUUACAGUUUUAAAUACAUGUUUGUGUGAAUGGGGUGUGUGUGUGUGUGUGGAUGGCUGUAUAUAUCACGAGCGCUAUAAAGGAUUAAUCAACCAGUAUAACACAUGUAUAUGAUUUAAGCAAAUCUGUAUGAAGUACUAAUUAGGCAGAUUUUUUAACCCAUUGUGAAUGAAUGAAUUUGAGUGGGUAUGUGUGCUUGGAUGCUUCGAUUAGCUACAGAUCCUGGGUAGAAAACAAUACGUGAUGCCUUACAUUGGUCCUUUAUCUCAAGGGCUUAAGCGAAUAAGGGCUGUGUCCAACAGGAAUGCGCUGCUUUGAGUCUUUAGCAGAAUCAGGUUUUCUUUUAUUUGUCUCGAUUUUCCAGUUUUGCAACCCCCCCAUAUGCUUUCAGUGAAUGUAUAACUUGAGAAUAUGGUCUUCACUAAUAAUUGAAUUAUGUGGAUUGUGUCACAAAAAAAAGAGAUUUGGAUAGGUAAGGUGUAUAUACACAGUAUGUCUGAUCUGAAAGUUGAUUGAUGAAGAGGCUCUUAUUCGUUCACUGGUACAGCAUACACGUGUAUCGUGCAUGAUGUAAAGUAUGUGGCGUGAAAAAAGGUGCCGUUUUCACUGCAUGAAAGUUUAUUUAUGAAUUUAAAUGAGGGUCCAGCUAGACAAGAGUGGCUGUUGUGAUGGAAAUGAAUAAUGAUGGAUUUUACACAGGGUUUAAUGUGAAAGUGGACGUUUAUUGUAAGGUAUAAAUGGUAUACAACUAUACAAGUGGUACUACAGCAGAUUUCACCCCAUCGAAGGUGUAAGCGGUGCUGAUUUAGGACUUUUUGCCAGUUUUCAACUUUCAUGCAUAUUCAGUUAUUUAUACUGCUUUGUUUUGCAUUGUAACAGAGCUAUAUUUUCAUAGAAAUCCAUUUUUGGUACGGUAUUUGAAAUCAUUCCUCAUUUUGCAUAAUAGACUGCGUGUGUGUGGUACGAUCCAUCUCCAGUUUUUUUUACUGAUUUUUAAUCUAAGUAGCAAAUGUGUAACAGUACAGUACAGUCCACUAAGCUUUUCAGAAAACCAUCACAUUUCAGAAAACUACCCCCUCCCUUUUCUUGUACAGUAAGUUAUUUGACCACGCAUCUCUUUUAAAAGGCAUUUACAACAUACAUUCGCUCUACUAGGUAUCUUAAUACCAGUAUUCAGAAUAUUUAUAUCUGUAGAGGAAUGCAUUCAUAUGAUUUCACAAUUGUAAUUGGUUUUAUAUUGGCUACAGAUUUCAUGUAAUAUUUAGAUUUUGUAAAACAAAGCUACCAUAAUCUUUUUUUUUUCAUUGUAGUUUUAUGUUAAGGGGAUUGUGAAAUGCAAAGACAGGGCUGGCCAUAAGUUUUUGAUUGUUCCUGAUGUCACAUGCACUUUUAAUUGGCAUUUAGGUACCUCACAGCAAUAGAGUUUUAAAUGAUGCUUUUAAUCAUACCUUCCACAGGCAUUUCAUCAUAAAUGUUUUUAAUUUUUGUUGAUUCAAUUGGAUAUUCAUUCAGUACAUGUGGAUGAAUGGCCAGUCCUAAGACAUAAAAAGGUAUUUGUCAGGGUUUCAGGGGCAUGGAAAAGAGUAAACAUCUUUGUACAGCAUGUUGAUGCUCCACACCUCAGACUGAUGAUGUAUUUUUGUCCAGGCUGAUUUGCUUUGUGUGCCAUGAAUUGGAGGAAAUAAAUAUUUCUGUCCUUUCGAAUUACAUGUCACGCGUUAAGAUGGUGCAAAUGUAAAGACCAGGAAAAGGAAGAGACUGGUUCCCAAUGUAAAGAUGACAUGGACAAAUCAAGAUGUGGACACUUGAUUGCAAUGGAUUGCUACCCAAACCAGUGUCAUCUUUAGUCUAUACCGAACUUUAGAUGGACAGAUUGCAGUCGUCGUUUGCCUGCUGCCCUGUACAUCGAUGAUGAAGAGGAUGAGAGAGAGAGACUGAAGACGGACAGGAAGAAAUUGUAAAUAUGAGCAGUCGUUUUAGUGGUCUCUGAGAGAUGUUCAUCCGAGUAUUUGCUUAAUAUGGGAAAAACAAAGACAUAGAUGCUAAAAUUGUAAAAGAAAAGUUAUAUUAAACAUUUCCUAGUCUUGUUGAAAUAAAGACUGCAGAUAUUUAAAUAUA